GGCGAACUGAGGCGGAGACAGGGAAGAUGGAGGAGAGCGAGAACAAGAUUGCCCUCCUCCUUUCCCAUCUCACGGACCUCCUGGCGACAUGCAUCGCGCCGCAGGAGGACAUUCACAGCCUUGAUGCCGAAGUCAAGAGUGUUCGCAGCCGCUUACAGCAGCUGGAGCAACGACCCGCCGCCGCCCCUGUGGCAAGCUCCUCCAACACAUCAGACCGCCUCAACGCAUUGGAGACUGACGUCAGUUCACUCAAGGACGGCGCACGACUACAACAAACCGCUACUCAACAAUUGGAGCAGCGGGUCUGUGCUGCCGCCGCCAGCCCGAGUUCGGGACAACGCGAAUCAACUCCCAAGUUUGACGGUCAGGAGAUCUUCUGCGAUUCAACAAAGAUGGAUCCAGUUCAGUGGUUCCACAAGUUUGAACUCACGUUGCAGCUGCAUCUCGUCAGCGAAUGCAAGCACCAGGCGUACUUAUACUCCCGGUCGGGAGGCGCAUGCCAGGCAUGGCUGGACAAUCUCUUGUCCCAGUACGGGGUGGUCGCUGCCGAGUUACACACGAAAAUCAGCUGGGAAGACCUCAAGGCGGCGUGGCACAAGCGAUUCCAAGUGGAGCCGCCAAAGAUCAAGGCCAUGGACAAGCUCACGAUCUUUGAUCAAGGCUCGCUGCCAAGCGUCGACUGGAUUGCCGAGUACCAACGCUUGACAUCCUUCCCAGGUCUCCCGAUGGGCUUCAAAGCCAUCAAGCACGACUUCAUUUCAAGGUCAUGCCCGAUGUUGAGCAACGCCUUGACGCAUGUUGAGGACACACUGACAACGACGGCGCAACUGUUCGAUAAGGCCGCGCAGAUAAUCGUCACAAACAAGGAGGCGAAGAACCUCACUCGUGCUGCGGCAGGCCCGAGCAAGGACCAGCAUCAGCCCAAGGUGGCCGUGGUUGCGGCGGCAUCGCCAAGCAGCCAAUCUAGCGAGGCGGAGUCUGCCAAUGAAGGAAACAGACUCGCAGCUGCCCGGGAUGACAGCGGGCUGCCCUACCAAGGGGAAGGGCAAGCAGGGAAACUGAGCGCCGCCGAGAGUGCGUCGACGACACUCUCGACGCCUUCAGACCCGGUUUCUUCGCGAGUGACCGACCUUCAUUCCGGGGCGCAUGCGGAAGUCGAUUGUCCUCUUCUCUAUUCUUUUGAGGACUAUGCUGCCCUGCUCGUUCCGACGCUGGGAUCUUUUGCUCAAGGACAAGACGUGUGUGCGGCAUCUUCUCCGUCCGGCAGCGGUUCUUCUUCGUCUUCAAGUGGUUCUUCACGGGAUUCGGCGCGCGAGUUCAACAUAGAGGAAUUGAACCCGCUCACGUCUGAGGAUUUCGCAUGGCUUCCUCUCCUGACCACGGGCCGCUUGCCGGGACCGCAAUGCGCAGCACUCUGCGCCCAUCUUCACAAGUACUUGUCCUUCUAUGCACCACCAACUUUGCCGACGGAUGACGAGGUCGCGGUGGGGGACAUCUUGGCAUAUGUUACCAAGGUGGCCCGCGAGUUUCGCACGCAGCGGUACGACGACAAUGACGCACCGCUGAUGUAUGUCCGCAUCCAAGUUGGGCAAGCGUCCUGCAGCGCUUUGCUGGAUAGCGGCGCGACUCGCAACUUCAUGAGCCAAGCCUUUAUGCAAAGGGCUGGCCUCGGCGCGCAGGUUCGAAGGAAGGCAAACCCGACGGCGAUCAAGUUGGCGGAUGGAAAGACGCAGCAACUUCUCGACCGUUACAUSGAGGCUGUACCGGUGUACUUCGCACCUCAUGCAUGCGAACCGGUCACGUUCGACAUCUUGGACACGGACUUCGAUAUCWUCCUGGGAAUGCCUUGGCUCGCAAGUGCGGAUCACACGGUCAACUUUCACCAGCGGACUCUCACCGUUCGYGACGCCCUCGGCGCCGAGGUGCCGYGUACUAUUCCUCUUCCKCACCCUUCGAUCCGGUGCCAAGUCGUGACGGCCAAAUCGUUCCGGGCUACAYGUGCAUAUGAGCAACCCGACGAGAUAGGCCUAUGUUUCUUGCGGACCGUCGUGGUAGCCGACUCUUCACCAUCGGACUUGUCUUCGGACCCCCGUGUGGUACGGCUGCUUGACGAGUUCGCCGACAUCUUCGAGUCACCUACCGGUGUGGUGCCGGAUCGGCCGAUCUCUCACAAGAUCAUUCUUGAGGACGGUGCCGUGCCGCCGAAAGGUUGCAUCUAUCGGAUGAGCGAGGAGGAACUGGAGGUCCUUCGCGCACAACUCGACGACUUGUUGGCCAAGGGCUGGAUCCGCCCUAGCAGUUCCCCAUAUGGAGCACCCGUUCUCUUCGUAAGGAAGAAGAACAAGGAUCUACGUCUGUGCAUCAACUACCGCAAGCUCAACGCGCAAACUGUGAAGAUUGCGGGGCCUCUUCCUCACGACAUUCUCGUCUAUAGUCGGACCUUGGAGGAUCAUCUUGAGCAUCUUCGACGAGUGUUGGAGACGCUCCGCCGUGCCAAGUACAAAGCCAACCGCGACAAGUGUGAGUUCGUCCGGCAAGAGCUUGAGUACUUGGGCCAUUUUGUCACACCGGAGGGCAUCAGCCCCCUAUCGGAGAAAAUUCAAGCCAUCCAGGAGUGGCUCGAGCCGCGUAACGUCACGGAUGUCCGUUCGUUUCUUGGUCUUGCCGGCUACUAUCAGCGCUUCAUCAAGGGCUAUUCGAAGAUCGCGGCCCAUUUGACCAAGCUUCAAUGCGAGGAUCGGCCGUUUGACUUCGACGAGGAUGCACGAAAAUCCUUCUUGGCUCUUAAAGCUGCACUUUUGUCAGCGGAGGUCUUGCGGAUCUACGACCCGCUAUUGCCCACACGCGUCACUACUGAUGCAUCCGGCUAUGGCAUUGGUGCAGUCCUCGAACAACACGAUGGCGUGGACUGGCACCCGGUCGAGUAUUUCAGCAAGAAAGUGCCCGCCGUGCACUCUAUUGAUGAUGCACGAAAGAAGGAGUUAUUGGCAUUCGUACACGCACUCAAGCGCUGGCGGCAUUUCCUUCUUGGUCGACGGCAGUUCCGAUGGGUAACGGACAACAACCCGUUGGUCUUUUACAAGACCCAAGACACAGUCAACAGCACCAUUGCCCGCUGGAUGACCUUCAUUGACCAGUUUGACUUUUUCCCCGAUCACAUUUCGGGCAAGUCGAACCGUUUUGCGGAUGCUCUCUCACGGCGUCCGGACCAUUGCACCGCGGUCUACUCGACGUUCGAGAUUGAUGACGACUUGCGAGACAGUUUCAUCUGCGGCUACCAGGCCGACCCCGAGUUUCGCGACAAGUACACGAAUUGUUCCUCACCCAAUCCGGCACCUUCUCACUACCGGAUCCAGGAGGGAUAUUUGCUCGUCCACUCGCGGGGGAAGGAUCUUCUUUGCGUACCGAGUGACCCUUACUUGCGUACGCGGCUUCUUGGCGAGUUCCACGAUGCUCCCGCCACCGGACAUUUUGGCGUCAAUCGAACGAUUGGCCGACUUCGCGAGCGAUUUUGGUGGCCCGGUCUUCUCGACGACGUCACACGGUACUGCGAGUCAUGCGAGAUUUGCCGGCGUUGCAAAUCCCGCAAUCAUCGUCCGUAUGGCGAGUUGCGACCACUACCGGUUCCCUUGCGCCGACGGGAGGCGAUUGCCAUGGAUAUCACUGGACCAUUCCCUAAGCACAAGACCGGUGUGGAUGGGAUUCUCACGGUAGUCGAUCGACUCACCAAGUUUGCCAUGUUUUUGCCUUGUCGCUAUCAUGCCAAGGCACCAGAAUUGGCCGAGGUUCUCUACGCCGGUUGGAUUCGAACCAAGGGUUACCCCAAGGAAAUCGUUUGCGACCGGGACACUCGGUUCAUGUCUGAUUUUUGGUUGGCACUCACCAAACGAUGAGGCUCAUCUCUCAAGCCUAGUUCAGCUCGCCACCCUCAGACGGAUGGCCAGACGGAGAGGGCGCACCAGACGGCA
Messenger RNA from Chara braunii, 3968 nucleotides. The record is from the annotation of a GenBank genome assembly. NCBI's taxonomy places the organism in Eukaryota, Viridiplantae, Streptophyta, Charophyceae, Charales, Characeae.